CCGCAAGCUGAGACAGGUGCUGAGCACAGCAGGUGCAACAGAAUGACAGGUGUUUGAUCAACAGAAGACGAUGCUCAGGGCCUGACAUCACUGCAGGGGAGGAGCAGUGGGUUUAGAAGGAGCUGACAGAAGGACUGCUACCAUGGCUGAUGGAAAGGGAUUCACCUGUCUUAUGGUCAUUCUCAUCCUGGGGAAUAUAUUUGGAGCUGCAGCAGGUCUUGCCCUUUGCGCUCUGGCCAUCUGGAUUGCAGUAGAUCAAUUCAAGCUCUACCCUAUAUCUGGUGUGUCGGGGAAAGAUGACAUCUUUGCCGGGGCCUGGAUUGCCAUUUUCACAGGCUUUGCCUUCUUCUGCAUGUGUGUCUUUGGUAUCUUGGCUGCUGCGAUGAAGAGCCGUGCCUUAAUGCUAACAUAUCUGAUCCUGAUGUUGAUCAUCUACAUAUUUGAGUGUGCCUCGUGUAUCACUGCAGUCACCCACAGAGACUAUCUGGUUGGAAACAGUAAUCUGGUGAAGAAGCAGAUGCUGAAGUACUAUGCAGCCGAUGGUGACUCUGGCAGUCAGAUCACACUGACAUGGAACAAAGUGAUGAAAGAGGUGGAGUGUUGUGGAACGGAUGGCCCAGUGGACUGGAUAGAGUACAACUCCACCUUCAGGGAGAAGUUUGGUACAGACUACCCCUGGCCCACCCACUGCUGCAAGAGGAAGAACAACUACGAUGUGGUGAAUGUGGAGGCCUGCAAGAACGGCCAGAACACCACCAUGUUCACUAAGGGCUGCUUCAACCACAUUGAGUCUGUGUUCAGUCGAUAUACAUGGGCUAUCAGCUGGUAUGGUUUCGCUGUGCUAAUGUUUAUGUUCUUGCUGUUGAUCCUGGCCAUGGUGUACUACCUGAUGCUGUGAGAAGUCUGGAGGUGAUGUCUCUAACCCAUGUUUUUGACUUUCUGCUGAAGCCACACCAACCCUCACUUCAGCCACCACAGUGCCUUGCAAAAGUAUUCACCCCCUUGGCGUUAUUUUGUUGCUUUACAACCUGUAAUUGAAUUUAAAUUGAUUUUUAUUUGGAUUUCAUGUAAUGAACAUACACAAUAUAGUCCAAAUUGGUGAAGUGAAAUGUAAAAAAUUACUUUUUACUUUUUUUACUUGUUUAAUUUUUUUUUUUAAAGGUGGUGCGUGCAUAUAUAUUCAACCUCUUUGCUAUGAAACACCUAAAUAAGAUCUGGUGCAACCAAUUACCUUCAUAAGUGACAUAAUUAGUUAAAUAAAGUCCACCUAUGUGCAAUCUAAGUGUCACAUGAUCGGUCACAUGAUCUCAGUAUAUAUACACCUGUUCUGAAAGGCCCCAGAGUCUGCAACAUCACUAAGCGAAACCACCAAGCAAGCGGCACUAUGAAGAUCAAGGAGCUCUCCAAACAGGUCAGGGACAAAGUUUUGGAUAAGUACAGAUCAGGGUUGGGUUCUAAAAAAAUAUCUGAAACUUAAAUCCCACGGAGCACCAUUAAAUCCAUUAUUUAAACAUUUUAAGAAUAUGGCACCACAACAAACCUGCCAAUAGAGGGCCGCCCACCAAAACUCACGGACCAGGCAAGGAGGGCAUUAAUCAGAGAGGCAACCAAGAGACCAACGAUAAACCUGAAGGAGCUGCAAGCGGAGAUUGGAGUAUAUGUCCAUAGGACCACUCUAAGCCGUACACUCCACAGAGCUGGGCUUUUCGGAAAAAGAGUGGCCAGAAAGAAAUAAGCAAACAGGUUUGGUGUUCGCCAAAUGGCAUGUGGGAUUCUCCCCAAACAUAUGGAAGAAGGUACUCUGGUCAGAUGAGACUAAAAUUGAGGUUUUUGGCCAUCAAGGAAAACACUAUGUCUGGUGCAAACCCAACACCUCUCAUCACCCCGAGAACCCAAGCAGGGUUGUGGCAGCAUCAUGCUGUGGGGAUGUUAGUCAUCAGCAGGGACUGGGAAACUGGUCAGAAUUGAAGGAAUAAUGGAUGGCGCUAUAUAGAGGGAAAUUCUUGUUUCAGUCUUCCAGAGAGUUGAGACUGGGACGGAGGUUCAUCUUCCAGCAGGACAAUGACCCUAAGCAUAGUGCUAAACCAACACUCGAGUGGUUUAAGGGGAAGCAUUUAAAUGUCUUAGAAUGGCCUAGUCAAAGCCCAGACCUCAAUCCAAUUGAGAAUCUGUGUUAUGACUUAAAGAUUGUUGUACUCCAGUGGAAACCAUCCAACUUGAAGGAGCUGGAGCAGUUUUGCCUUGAAGAAUGGGCAAAAAUCCCAUACAGACAUACCCCAAGAGACUUACAGCUCUAACAGCUGUAAUUGCUGCAAAAGGUGUCUCUACAAAGUAUUGACUUUUUUUUUUUGGGGGGGUGUAGUUAUGCACGCUAAAGUUUUCAGUUUUUUUGUUUUAUUUCUUGUAUGUUUCACAAUAAAAAAUAUUUUGCAUCUUCAAAAGGGUAUGUUGUGGCAUGUUGUGUAAAUCAAAUGAUACAACCCCCCCCCCAAAAUCAAUUUCAAUUCUGGGUUGUAAAGGCAAAAAAAAAUGAAAAAUGCCAAGGGGGGUGAAUACUUUCGCAAGCCACUGCACCUAAUUUCUUAAAUAACAAAUGUCUGUGGGAAUGAUGACAGAAAAGUGUUUCUGAUAUAUAGACAAUGAACACUGUGUAGUGAUUUUCCAUCUUUUUAGGUAAAUGGUCUCAAAUUUGUAUAUUUUAUUUAUGUUUUUUUUAAUGGUUUAUUGCACUGUAAAUUCUAGAUGAACAAAUGGUGAUUGGCCUGAAAACUUCAAUGUCCUAACUGCUUUGGUAAUAGGAUAGAUAUAUAGUUCUUAUCAUUAAAUGUACAGUACCAGUCAAAAGUUCGGACACACCUACUCAUUCCAAGGUGUUUCUUUAUUUGGACUAUAAGCUACAUUGUAGAAUAAUAGUGAAGACAUCAAAACUAUGAAAUAACACAUAUGGAGUCGUGUAGAAUCUAAAAUAUAUUUUGAUUUGUUUAACAAAUUUGUUUAACUUUUUUGGUUACUACAUUAUUCCAUGUGCUAUUUCAUAGUUUUGAUGUCUUCACUAUUAUUCUGCAGUGUAGAAAAUAGUAAAAAAUAAAGAAAAACCCUUGAAUGAGUAGGUGUGUCCAAACUUUUGAUUUGAUACUGUAAGAGAAAAUUUAUAUAAAAGAACAUGAUUUACAUGGCUGUUGUACAUUUCCAUUUCUUGUUGAGUUGUGUUAUAUUAUUAACAGAGAUCCUUGCUCAGGGAUUCUUGAAAUUCAGGACAAUCCUUGUUUAUCCUAGCUUAAAUAUUUAUUUGAGGUCAUUUUCAAAAUAUUUUCAAUAUUAUUGAUUUCCAUGUUGACUGUAUGCCAGGAAAUGCCCUUGUCCAGAGCAAACUCCCUGAAAGUGUCCCCAAAAAAUGUAUGGCAAAAAUGAAAUAACUUAAAGAAUCUCAUGUAGUUGCCUGACUUACAGUAUCUGAUAUAGUUGCCUGACUUACAGUAUCUGAUAUAGUUGCCUGACUUACAGUAUCUGAUAUAGUUGCCUGACUUACAGUAUCUGAAAACUGUGAUUCCUAAAAAAAUGUAUCAGGUGUUUUGUUCAUCUCCAUCAGAUUUGUCUAUCUUUAUUAAAUGAAUCAGAAAUGAAUGAGCAGGGUCAGCUAUACCAUGACAACCCUUUCUUCAUCUCCUGAUUGCAUGUAGUGCAACAAGACAACGCAUGGUCCUGAAAGUCCUCUACUUUUGAUAGAUUUAAACAAACAAUAUUGAAAUCACCAUGUUCACAACAAUAACCUGUCAACUCCAUCUCCCUUAUAGGAAUUAUUUUGGUGCGCUAUGACCCUUCACAGUUGAGCUCACUUAGUUUAGCUCAAUGCUGAUUGGCUAUUAUGUAAUAUAUAUAUAUAUAUCUCAAGAGAGGCCAAAUGCUCGCUGGCUUCCCUUGUAUUCAAUGCUAGGGGCAGCAACAAUAUAUUUUUUUUUUACCAGACAGCAUCAAAUAGAUGGGCUCACAUACAGUACAGAGACAGAGGGGCUUUGUUUCACUCACUCGGAUGCUUUCGCCGGUGAGAUACAUUCAGCCUCUUGCAAAUUGAAGGAAAAUUAUGACGCACAGAGAAAGAAAGAUACAUUAUAUAUAUUAAAAAAAUGUCCAUGUUUUGGGGAAGCCUGGCUUCUCUUGGCAUUCAUGACUACACGCCACUGAGACCAAGCUGAAUUUAAGGGCAUAUAGCCCAUUAUUUUUCCUCAGUGCAAAAUGUGAUAAUACACAAGCUAGAGAACAGGUGUGUCUGUUUAAUGAAAAUCUGGUAAUAUGUGGCCAAUUAAAUAUUUCUUGUUGGUCUCAGGGAAUGUAAAACAAUAGGUAGACUUACAUUUUAAAUCAUCAAAUAUGUUGAAUGAGCAACUAAUGAGCAUAGAGACUGGAAAGCCUCACAAAUUUGACGAAAUUACCUUAGGCCUAUAUCUUUCAUUAUAUUAUUAUUAUUAUUAUAAACUGGGUGGUUCGAGCUCUGAAUGCUGAUUGGCUGACAGACCGUAUACCAAGGGUAUGACAAAACGCGGUACAGAGGGCCAAAACGUGGGACUGUCCUGUACAAUCAGGGACAUUUGGUCACCCUACUUAUAGACAGAAUAUGAGUUAUGGUUCAGAUAUGUUCAUUUUAAUUAGGUUUAAGAGUCAUAAAAUAACAGAGGAAAACUAAAUUGCUGUUAAGUAUACCACUUGAAGGUUGAAGAAAAAUAUGCAAAUUCUCAACUCCAUAAAACAUCAACUCCGUCAGAUUUAUGUCUAAUGUCAACUCUGCCAGGUUGCUGAAAGAUUUGAUAGAACAGUUAUGUUUUUAUUGGGGAAUUUCUAAUUAAUUAUUUUCCAUUAUUUAGAAAAUGUUUGUAUUGAACUUAAAAAUGUCUGUUUUAAGUAUCUGUACUCCAUUAGAGGCAUUUCAACUCUGUCACUAAUGGGUAACCCCCUUAAGAUCGAUACUUUUGUCAAUAUUCUGAAUAAAUAUUAAUAUGCUUAAA
Molecule: messenger RNA, 5000 nt
Organism: Oncorhynchus keta (chum salmon)
Lineage: Eukaryota; Metazoa; Chordata; Actinopteri; Salmoniformes; Salmonidae
Product: uroplakin-1a-like
Exons: 8
Coding region: 143-898 (251 amino acids)
Cellular component (GO): membrane
Source: RefSeq, a predicted model, not a curated record